AUGCCAGAAACAUCCUCUCCAUUGAGUCUCAGCACUAUGGACCACGAAAACAUGGGACAAGAAUCUUACGACAUGAGAGAAGCCAAAGACUUUGCCUCACCAAAGAGUCCCAAAAUCACCUUCAACAACGUGAACCUUGCAGACUUUGAAGAUGCCUCAACGCUCGAGCCGCUCCCGCAAACGCUCACCCAGACCACGUCCACCGAAGAAACUUUCUCAAUGAGACCUCGUUCAAUGUCCCACCACCUGUCGAGUAAAGACGUACCCUCGAGAAGAUGGCUCAAGAUCCAAGCGAAGUUUUGGCGAUCCCUCAUGGCGUUUGCCAUGUAUUUUCACGAUUGGGCGCCUCCCCGAUCUGUGAAACCAGCGUUCAAACACAAGAUUCCUACCGACACCACUCCCAUUGUCCUCUACUUCUACCUCCCUCCCAGAUAUCACGAGACCCUCAACAGAGACCCCAACUUCCGCUUUCCUACUGUUAUAAACUUCCACGGCGGUGGCUUUUGCCUGGGUGAUGCCAGAGAUGAUCGAUAUUGGGCAAGAGUCGUUUUGGAAUAUACCAAUGCUAUAUUCGUGAGCGUCAAUUAUCGACGGGCUCCGGAACAUCCUUUCCCGAUACCGGUGGACGAUUGUGUCGAGUCAAUUCUGUACAUUUCUGAACACGCGCCACAGCUGCACAUCGAUCAAUCCAACAUUGCUCUAUCCGGGUUCUCCGCUGGAGCCAACCUCGCUUUCACAGUUCCAUUCCGGUUAGCAUAUCAUCGAAAGAUGGAAGCCAUCGAUCGAAAGUCACCCCGUCCCCCGACGUCCUACAGCAUGGAAACCGACUCCGAAGCAAAUGAGCACGAGGACUACUGCCAUGAAAGCAAUGGCUUCGUCACCCCCGUCCAAUCCACUUCCAAUCUUGUCCGCCAGCAAACAUCUACACCCAUGGCCAUCCGCUGCAUUGUCGCCUGGUAUCCUCUGCUUGACUGGACCAUGUCCCGAUCCCGAAAGAUCCGCGAAUCUCGAAACCCCAAAAAAUGUCUUCCCAAGCUCUUCACCGACCUCUUCGACUUCUCUUACUUACCUCCGCCAGACAUAGCAGGCGACCACUGCAGCCCCUAUGCAUCCCCCGGUCUCGCCCACGACCACAUGAUCAUCGAUGGCCUCCCACAGGAUAUCCAGAUGUGGCUUUGUGAGUGGGACAUGCUACUGCGUGAGGGGCAAGUAUUCACCGAACGUCUCGACAAACUCGGCAAGAGGAUCGACAGCAAAAUGAUUUAUAGGGUGCCUCAUGCGUGGGACAAAUCGCCCAAUCCAUUCCGAGAUCAACGUGCCAUCGACAUGCUCUAUACCAAGUCAGCGGUCAAUUUGAACAAAGUUUUCCAAGAUAAAGAAGGUCUAGGGCCCGGAAAUUCAAUGAGUUCACUUCAUCCCACGGACAGCAUUAUACAGAGGCAGCCGAGGAGGAGUAUCGUCUUACCGGUGUGA
Rhinocladiella mackenziei CBS 650.93 is the source of this 1473-nucleotide messenger RNA. RefSeq lists its product as uncharacterized. Bases 1 to 1473 code for a protein of 490 amino acids. The transcript has a single exon. NCBI's taxonomy places the organism in Eukaryota, Fungi, Ascomycota, Eurotiomycetes, Chaetothyriales, Herpotrichiellaceae. Gene Ontology annotation, molecular function: hydrolase activity. The record is from RefSeq and is a predicted model, not a curated record.